AUGUCUGGGAGGCGAACGCGGUCCGGAGGGGCCGCUCAGCGCUCCGGGCCCAGGUCCCCAUCUCCUUCUAAGUCUUUGCGGAGAUCCCAGCGGAAAUCAGGCUCUGAUCUCCCGAGCAUCCUCCCUGAAAUCUGGCCGAAGCCACCCCAGGAGGCUCCAGUCAGAAAGCCCAUCGUCUUGAAGAAGAUCGUGGCCCAUGCUGUAGAGGUCCCAGCUGCCCACUCGCCUCGCAGGAGCCCUAGGAUUUCUUUUUUCUUGGAGAAAGAAAACAACCCUCCUAACAGGGAGCCUGCUAAGGAGGACCUUUUCAAGAUCCAUAGCGUCCCACUCACCCCAGCCACCACUCCUGUGCACAGCCCAAACGCCGAGUCCAGCUCUAGAGAAGGAGGCCUGGAUGCCAGGGAUGUGGAAAUGUCUAAGAAAGUCAGGCGAUCCUACAGUCGGCUGGAGACCCUGGGCUCUGCCUCCACCUCCACCCCGGGCCGCCGCUCCUGCUUUGGCUUUGAGGGGCUGCUAGGGGCAGAAGAUUUGUCAGGAGUCUCGCCUGUGGUAUGUUCAAAGUCAAGCGAGGUCCCCAGGGUCCCUGAGAAGCCUUGGGCCCCAGACACGACUCUCCCUGGAAUCUCGCCUCCAGUCGUGAAACAGAAACGAAAGAAGAAGGUGCCCGAGAUCCUGAAGUCAGAGCUGGAUGAGUGGGCUGCGGCCAUGAAUGCCGAGUUUGAAGCUGCUGAGCAGUUUGAUCUCCUGGUUGAAUGA
Molecule: messenger RNA, 756 nt
Organism: Propithecus coquereli (Coquerel's sifaka)
Lineage: Eukaryota; Metazoa; Chordata; Mammalia; Primates; Indriidae
Gene: CDCA5
Product: cell division cycle associated 5
Exons: 6
Coding region: 1-756 (251 amino acids)
Source: RefSeq, a predicted model, not a curated record